UUAAGGUCUUGGUCUCGGAUUAGGUAGUCUUGACUACAACACAAGCACAUUCACAGAAAACACCUUCCACGUCGAAAAAUAAGGCUACGCCUUUUUAGGCGGGUUUACUUUUUUUCACGAUUUCGGGUCGUUACCCUUUAGCAACAGGCUACAUAAAACAGUACUAAUACAACACGUUUAUACGACGAAAUGGCAGAAAUAGUAUUGGAAAAAAAUCGGAUACAACUGAUUGAUGGUUUGUCCGAACCUGUUAUCAAACAUUUGUUGGAUGAUCUUCGGGGGGAGAAUGUGGUAAACAGUGGGGAGAGUGAAGAAAUUGUACAGAAGACCAAAACGCGAACUGAUCAAGCUCGAGAUCUGAUUGAUUGUGUGAAGAGAAAGGGGCGGAAAGCAAGUGAAAUUCUGCUCAAAUGUUUGGAGAAGAGGGACGAGUGUGUGUACAAGAACCUAAACAUGGAUGGUCAUUCAAAAAUUCCUGAAACAGCAGUGACCUCUAGUCACAUACCUAUAACGUCAGGUAGUACUACAGAUGAAUCAAGCAAUACGGAUGAGGAGUACAAAAUGGACAGUAAUCCACGUGGACUUUGUAUAAUUAUUAAUAACGAGAACUUUAAAAACCCCAAAAAGAAACGAAAUGGAUCCCAAAAAGAUGUUGAUUCUCUGAAAGACUUGUUUGAAGAUUUGGGCUUUCGGGUUGAAAUCGAGGAAGAUCAGACCGCAUCCGAAAUAAAAGAGCUCAUGAUCAAUUACAGUAAGGAUCGCCAUCAUGGAGACUGCUUUGUCUGUUGCGUGAUGAGUCAUGGACGUAAGACUGGUGUCCUGGGAUGUGAUGAGGAAAUAUGUCUCCUGAGUGACAUCACCUCCCCAUUUGAUGGAGACAACUGCCGCUCUCUUAUUGGCAAACCUAAAGUCUUCUUUAUCCAAGCAUGUAGAGGGCCUGAGAUGCAGAGUACAGUGCUGACUGCAGAUGGUCCUGGUGCCAGUCGUAUGCAGGAUUCUGGCAGUGUAUCAUACAGCAUUGCCAAAGAUUCUGAUUUUCUGAUUGCCAUGUCCACGGUUGAGGGAUAUAUGUCGAUUCGUAAUAAAAACAGUGGGUCAUGGUUUAUACAGUCCCUUUGCAAGCAUUUAAGAGAGGGGAGUAAACGAGGCCAGGACAUCUUGGGGAUCCUCACUAAAGUCAAUAAUGAAGUAAGCCAGAAAGAGGGCACUGUAAUCAUUAACAAUGAUGAAAUAGAUGCAAAGAUGACCCCUCAGCCCCUUUUCACUCUGAGAAAGCUUCUUGUUUUCAGAGCUCCGAAGGCUGCUGCUUCUAAAUAGAAGAAAUCAGGAUAAACAGCUUCAUCUUUCACCAACAGAAGAAGAAAAUCAAGGACAGAGAGAAUUUCUAUUCACCUCUGCUUUCGAAUAUUUGUUAUAUGAGAAUUAAAAAAAUGUGUUGUUGUGUACCACAUUUAACCAUGUAAACAAAAAGAAGAGAAUGGUUUUAUUAUUAAGUGUCAAGAAUAUGAAUAAUAAUAUACCUGAAUUGAUGUUUCUUUAAUAAAUUACAUCAAAUUCUCUUACGCUGCUCUUGAACUGUUUUAGCUGUGGAUUAAAACACCUACACAUAUCAACACGACUGAAGACUAUAAUUCACAUAUGGAUUUAAUUAACAAUGAACAAUCCAUUAAAACUAAAUUAACUUUUUUUUUUUUUUUUUUAAAAA
Messenger RNA from Ctenopharyngodon idella (grass carp), 1705 nucleotides. It is a transcript of the gene casp22, whose product is annotated as caspase 22, apoptosis-related cysteine peptidase. Gene Ontology annotation, molecular function: cysteine-type endopeptidase activity. Lineage: Eukaryota; Metazoa; Chordata; Actinopteri; Cypriniformes; Xenocyprididae. Bases 190 to 1317 code for a protein of 375 amino acids. The transcript has 7 exons. The record is from RefSeq and is a predicted model, not a curated record. Gene Ontology annotation, biological process: proteolysis; regulation of apoptotic process.